AUGCAUAUCACAAGCAUCCUCACGCCCUUGGCUCUGGCUAGCCUGGCCACGGCCGGACCCGUCCAGGUCGCGGAAAGGCAAGCCCAGAAGCUGAGAAUCAUGCCUCUUGGUGACAGCAUCACGGAGAUCACCUGCUGGCGGGCCUUUGUCUGGGACCAGCUUGCCGAGGCCGGGUACGCGAACCAGGUGCAGUACGUGGGCUCUCAGAACAGCAACCCGCAGAACUGCAGGCCCAACACGGCCAACUGGGACAUGCAUCACGAGGGCCACUCGGGCUGGCUUGCCAUCGACAUUGCCAACAACUACCUCACCAACUGGCUCAGGAGCACGCCCGCCGAUAUUGUCAUGUUCAUGCUGGGCACCAACGACGUCUUCCGCGGCCGCAGCACAAACGACAUCAUUGCUGCAUACACCAAGAUGGUCAACAUUAUGCGCGCCGCGAACCCAAAGAUGAAGAUCAUUGUCGACCUCGUCAUCCCUCUCGGGACGGGAAAUAACGCGGCCGUCCAGGCCCUCAACGCGAGAAUCCCGGCGUGGGCUCAGGGACUCAACUCCACCGAGUCUCCCAUCGUCAUCGCCGACUGCUACACGGGCUACAAGACAUCGGAUUUGCGUGACGGCGUGCAUCCGAACCUGUCGGGCGACCGCAUCAUUGCCUCGCGUGUUGGUCCGCUGCUGCUGGAGUAUGUGAGGCAGUCGCUGGGUCAGUGA
Messenger RNA from Canariomyces notabilis, 711 nucleotides. RefSeq names its product carbohydrate esterase family 3 protein. Bases 1 to 711 code for a protein of 236 amino acids. The record is from RefSeq and is a predicted model, not a curated record. Gene Ontology annotation, molecular function: phosphatidylcholine lysophospholipase A1 activity. The transcript has 3 exons. NCBI's taxonomy places the organism in Eukaryota, Fungi, Ascomycota, Sordariomycetes, Sordariales, Chaetomiaceae.